GCGACUUUUAAUUUAUCAGGUUUAUUCCCACAACUCCACCACAUGCGUACGUCGUGACGUCAGACGUACAGAGCGCGUUUGCACACCUCCUGAAGUCGCGAAUUUGGAAUCAAGCAGCAAAGAUGUUUCGGCCCAAGCCCACACUGAAAGACAGACAGCACCUUUACCAACUGAUCAUCAGUCAGCUGCUGUAUGACGGCUACACCACCAUCGCCAACAGCCUGAUCAGUGAGGUGAAGCCCCAGAGUGUGGUGUCUCCAUCAGAACAGCUCAUGCAGCUGGCCAAGAUAGGAAUGGAGAACGAUGACAGUGCAGUACAGUACGCCAUUGGCCGCUCAGACACCGUGGCGCCUGGUGUGGGCAUCGACCUGGAGUUUGAUGCAGACGUGCAGACAAUGUCUCCAGAAGCAUCAGAGUACGAAACCUGCUAUGUGACGUCCCAUAAGGGUCCGUGCCGUGUGGCCACCUACAGCCGUGAUGGUCAGCUUAUAGCGACAGGCUCUGCUGAUGCCUCAAUUAAGAUUCUGGAUACUGAGCGCAUGCUGGCCAAAAGCGCCAUGCCGCUGGAGGUGAUGAUGAAUGAAACAGCCCAGCAGAACAUGGAGAACCACCCUGUGAUCAGAACCUUGUACGAUCAUGUGGAUGAGGUCACAUGCCUUGCUUUUCACCCGACCGAACAGAUCCUGGCCUCUGGCUCUCGUGAUUACACCCUCAAACUCUUUGAUUAUUCAAAACCGUCUGCAAAAAGAGCCUUCAAGCACAUACAGGAAGCUGAAAUGUUGCGUUCCAUCUCUUUCCAUCCAUCUGGGGAUUUCUUACUCGUUGGCACACAGCACCCAACCUUGCGUCUUUAUGACGUCAACACUUUCCAGUGUUUUGUGUCCUGCAACCCUCUGGAUCAGCACACAGACACCAUCUGUGGAGUCUGUUACAAUCCCAGCGCUAACAGCUACGUCACCUGCAGCAAAGACGGCAGCAUCAAGUUGUGGGACGGAGUGUCAAACCGGUGCGUGACCACAUUUGAGAAAGCCCACGACGGCGCUGAGGUCUGCUCGGCCGUCUUCUCCAAGAACUCCAAGUAUAUUCUGUCCAGCGGGAAGGAUUCGGUUGCUAAACUCUGGGAAAUUUCCACAGGCCGGACUUUGGUCAAGUACACAGGUGCGGGUCUCAGUGGGCGACAGACACACCGCACUCAGGGUGUUUUCAACCACACGGAGGACUAUGUGCUGCUGCCGGACGAACGAACCAUCAGCUUGUGCUGCUGGGAUUCACGCACAGCUGAGAGGAAGAACCUGCUCUCACUAGGCCACAAUAACAUUGUGCGCUGUAUCGUACACUCGCCCACGAACCCCGGCUUCAUGACCUGCAGCGAUGACUUCAGAGCACGAUUCUGGUAUCGUCGCACCACCACUGACUAAGAGACAUUUGUGUGCUUCCAGUUUUUUUUUUUUUUUUAUCAGCAGGUCCCAAA
Labeo rohita (rohu) is the source of this 1471-nucleotide messenger RNA. RefSeq names its product cleavage stimulation factor, 3' pre-RNA, subunit 1 (gene cstf1). The record is from RefSeq and is a predicted model, not a curated record. The coding region runs from base 123 to 1418 and encodes 431 amino acids. Gene Ontology annotation, biological process: mRNA 3'-end processing. The transcript has 6 exons. Gene Ontology annotation, cellular component: mRNA cleavage stimulating factor complex. Lineage: Eukaryota; Metazoa; Chordata; Actinopteri; Cypriniformes; Cyprinidae. Gene Ontology annotation, molecular function: RNA binding; protein binding.